Varanus komodoensis (Komodo dragon) is the source of this 1741-nucleotide messenger RNA. RefSeq names its product Rho GTPase activating protein 19 (gene ARHGAP19). Lineage: Eukaryota; Metazoa; Chordata; Lepidosauria; Squamata; Varanidae. Gene Ontology annotation, biological process: regulation of small GTPase mediated signal transduction; signal transduction. The record is from RefSeq and is a predicted model, not a curated record. Gene Ontology annotation, molecular function: GTPase activator activity. Bases 1 to 1548 code for a protein of 515 amino acids. Gene Ontology annotation, cellular component: cytoplasm. The transcript has 12 exons.
AUGGGACGGCAAAGCGGCAGAUAUGAGAUGGCGACGGAAUUGACUAUGAGGGGAGGAGAAGGCCAGAAGCGAGUUCGUAGUGAUGCCAUUUGCAGUUUUGUCAUCUGCAAUGACCCCUCUCUUCAGCGACAUCAGAUCAUCUUCAAUCCGGACUUCUUUGUGGAGAAGCUGCGACAUGAGAAGCCUGAGGCUUUCACAGAGCUUGUGGUCAGCAACAUUACACGACUGAUAGACCUGCCUGGAGCAGAGCUAGCCCAGCUGAUGGGAGAGGAGGACCCACAAUUGCCUGGUGGGGCCGGCACAUCCUCAGGGUUUUUCCGUUCCUUGAUGUCUCUGAAACGCAAACAAAAAGGGCUAGUGUUUGGUGCUCCACUGACUGAAGAGGGCAUUGCUCAAAUAUCUCAACUGAUUGAGUAUUUGCAUAAGAAUCUUCGAGUAGAAGGCUUGUUCCGAGUGCCAGGAAACAGCACCAGGCAACAGAACCUGAAAGAAGCCUUGAACAGUGGGACAGAGAUUGACUUGGAUUCAGGAGAGUUUCACUCCAAUGAUGUGGCUACUCUGCUGAAAAUGUUUCUGGGUGAAUUACCAGAGCCUCUGUUGACCCAUAAACAUUUCCAUGCACACCUCAAAAUUUCAGAGCUGAUGCUGUUUGAUGGCAAGGGUAACAAGACCAACAUUCCAGAUAAAGAACGUCAGAUUGAAGCACUGCAGCUUCUCUUCCUGAUCCUGCCAGCCCCCAACCGCAAUCUGCUCAAGUUGCUCUUGGAUCUCCUUUAUCAGACAGCCAAGAAACAGGACAAGAACAAGAUGUCAGCCCAUAAUCUUUCUCUUAUGUUCGCACCUCAUAUUUUGUGGCCUCGAAAUGUGACUGCUAGCGACCUGCAGGAGAACAUUUCUAAACUGAAUAAUGGGAUGGCUUUCAUGAUCAAGCACUCACAAAAGCUCUUCAAGGCUCCGGCAUACAUCCGGGAAUAUGCCAGACUGCAUUACCUGGACUCCAGAGUACAUGCCUCAAAGGAUGACCUGGAUUUGCCAGUGCCAAGAGAUUUCAAAGAUAUUCAGCUUCUAAAAUUUAAGAAGCGAGGAUUGUUGGACCCCUCUGCCCACCAGGAAGACGCACAACAGCAUACGGAGAAAGCAUUGAAAGAACUUUUCCAGCAUGUUCAUAACAUGCCAGACUCUGCCAAGAAAAAGAAAUUCAUUCAACAGUUUCAGAAACACCCUGCAGCUUUCACUCCUCAGAGAGGUACACCCACGCCUCAGACUCAGAAGCGCACCCGCACUCAUUCUUUCAGUGGCCUAAUCAAGCGUAAAGUACUGGGAAGUCAAGUGUCUUUGGACAAAAAAGAGAAGGAUGUUUUGGAGUCUGCAGGCAAUAAAGAUUCAAAGCAGGGUAGCAAGGAAAAUGUCAGCAUGUUACAGAAUCCUGCUUCCUCUCCAGCAAUCAAUGUGAUUCGAGCAAAGCUGAAGUCCCUUGAGUACAGGAAAGAGGGCUAUUGUAAACAUACUCAGUUUCGUGGGACCCCAACAGAAGAAUCUUCCAUUUGAACACCCAUGAGAUGAUGUAUAAGAGCUGCAAAGACUUGGAAACCUGUGGAUAAUGCCUGCUUUCCCCACAUCAAGCUGUGAGCAGUGCCAGGACUCCUUGACCCCUCUAACUUCACUUACUGGAGCCUGGCUUACAAUAGUGUGUCUGCCCAAAUAACACAUGCUUUCUUUCAUGUGAACAUAGGAAACCAUG